Molecule: messenger RNA, 2748 nt
Organism: Scleropages formosus (Asian bonytongue)
Lineage: Eukaryota; Metazoa; Chordata; Actinopteri; Osteoglossiformes; Osteoglossidae
Gene: slco1d1
Product: solute carrier organic anion transporter family, member 1D1
Exons: 15
Coding region: 70-2136 (688 amino acids)
Biological process (GO): transmembrane transport; bile acid and bile salt transport; sodium-independent organic anion transport
Cellular component (GO): basolateral plasma membrane
Molecular function (GO): bile acid transmembrane transporter activity; protein binding
Source: RefSeq, a predicted model, not a curated record
AAUUCAUAACACCAUCACUUCGGAAAGAAGCCUUCGAACAGUUCCGUGCAGUAACUGCUGUUGGAGACCAUGGGGAAGGACACCAAAGAGGCACGAGAGCCUUGCUGCUCUAGACUCAAGAUGUUCCUGGUCUCCUUGUCCUUCGUGUACUUUGCCAAGGCCUUCCAGGGCAGCUACAUGAAGAGCUCUGUCAUCCAAAUAGAAAGACGCUUUGACGUCCCCAGCUCCUUGAUUGGAGUCAUUGAUGGAAGUUUUGAAAUUGGAAAUCUACUGAUCAUUGCCUUUGUCAGCUACUUUGGUGCUAAGCUCCAUCGCCCAAAGCUGAUUGCUGUUGGAUGUCUGGUUAUGGCCAGCGGCUCUUUUCUUACUGCUCUACCUCACUUUUUCCAAGAAAGGUACCAGUAUGAAACAACGAUUUCUCAGUCUUCAAGCUUCAAUUCAUCUCAGAGCGUAUUUCCAUGUGUGGCUAAUCAGUCCAAGGCACAAGACUGGACUUCGGAAAGCAAAGCAGCAUGUGAGAAUGAGGCCAGCUCCUACAUGUGGAUCUACGUGUUUCUUGGAAACAUGAUACGUGGGAUUGGAGAGACCCCUGUCAUGCCCCUUGGAAUUUCCUACCUGGAUGACUUUGCCCGCGAGGAAAACACUGCCUUUUACAUUGCAUGCAUCCAGACGGUGGGAAUCAUGGGCCCUGUGUUCGGCUUUCUCUUGGGAUCCUUCUGCGCCAAGCUUUAUGUGGACAUUGGUGCCGUGGAUUUAGAGACCGUGUCCAUUGACCACAAAGACUCACGCUGGGUGGGUGCCUGGUGGCUGGGCUUUCUGGUGACCGGAGUUGUCAUGCUCCUGGCUGGAAUCCCUUUCUGGUUCUUACCCAGGUCCCUCCCCAAGCAGGGUGAGGAUGGAAAAGGGAAAAAGGACAAAGGCAAUGACUCUACCGGGGCCGAGCAGGACCGCUUCAUUGUGGAGAAGAGUGAGGCGCACCUUGAGAAACCGCGCCCUGUCGUGUUUUCGGAAAUGGCAAAAGGCUUCCUGCCUUCUCUCAAGAGACUAUUCAGCAACACCGUUUUCCUGCUUAUUAUACUUGUGUCCUUGGUUCAAGUUAACGGCUUUGUUGGCAUGACCACCUUUAAACCUAAAUACAUGGAGCAGGUUUAUGGACAAUCGCCCUCAAAGGCCAUUUUUUUCAUCGGCAUUAUGACUCUACCUGCAGUGGCCCUGGGGAUUAUCACAGGGGGGUUUGUGAUGAAGAGGUUCAAGCUGGGUGUCCUUGGGGCAGCAAGGCUCUCCAUCAGCGUCUCCAUCUUAUUUUUCCUCUGCUUAAUCAUCCAGUAUUUCCUCCAGUGCGAGAAUGCACAAGUGGCAGGGUUAACAGUCUCCUACCAGGGGGUAAAGCAAUUCUCCUACCAGCAGGAGAGCCUGCUGUCCCAGUGCAACCUGGGCUGCUCCUGCUCUCUGAAACACUGGGACCCUGUGUGUGCCUACAAUGGCAUCACCUACGCUUCCCCCUGCCUGGCCGGCUGUCAGAGCUCCACCGGGUCUGGAAAAGAAAUGGUGUUCCACAACUGUACCUGUGUGAAUGCAGAGUGGCCGCUGCCAGUGGUCAACUCUUCUGCUGCCCUGGGCCAGUGCUCCCGCCACGCAGACUGCAACCAUAUCUUUAAGUAUUAUAUGGCUAUGAACGUUCUGUCUAGCUUCAUGAUAGCCUGCGGGGCCACGCCUGGUUUCAUUGUCCUCCUCAGGUCCAUUCAGCCAGAUCUGAAGUCUUUAGCACUUGGCAUGCAGAUUCUAAUUAUUAGAACAUUAGGUGGAAUUCCGGGCCCCAUAUAUUUUGGGGCUCUGAUUGACAGGACGUGUCUGAAGUGGGGCUCCAAGAAAUGUGGAGGUCGUGGGGCUUGCCGGCUUUAUGACUCUGAUGCGUUCAGGGUAACCUUCCUGGGCCUGCUCUAUGGGCUGUAUUCCCUCUCCUACCUGCUGUGGGGCUUCCUCUACUCCAGGCUGUCACGCAGGCAGAAGGAACUGGCUCUGCAAAACCAAGUGAAGGCCAGUGAGUUGGAGUUCAUUGGAGUCCACAAGCACAACAAGGAGAUGGACUUGCCCCUGCAGAGCAAGGAAGAGCAAGAGAGGGACAACAGUGUCUGAUACUGAACUCUUUCUCGAUCACUCUUUUACACUCAGUAACCUCCCUUUCAUUUUAAGCAGCACCUCCCUCUUACUUCCAGUAGAUAGCUGCUCAAUCUCAGUAUAGCUUCAGUUUGAGGAUGUCAGUUUAGCCACACGAGUACAGCUUUCUUCAGAAUUUUUUAUGCUCUUGUUUCUUUUCAACAGUGAAAUAUUAUCUGUGAGAUUUGUGGUCAGCAUAUUUAUGACUCCUUUCUACACUGAUUAUAUCUGUUAUUACUCUUAGUCCCCUGUAUGUAUAUUCUUUACCUUCGUGGGACAGACCCCAUAAUGUGGAGACCUGGGUUGUUAAGACCUUAACAGACCCACCUUACGGUUACUUACUGUUACUACUGGUUGCUUCAUUUGAAAAGAGGCCCAAAACUGCAUUUUGUUGUCUUCCGAAACACGAUUUUCUAACAUCCAAGCUGCUUUCCAGUAUUACUAUCAUCCCCCUUAAUGUCCUUUCUGAAAACCUUGUGAUACAAUAUCAAUACAAGCCAGUUACAACAAUGUAAACUUUUAGUUUUUUUAUCUUAGACAUUUUUUUUGUUUACUCUGCUGGAGAAUCGCAUUAUUUUAAAAUAAUAUUCA